Molecule: messenger RNA, 1984 nt
Organism: Castor canadensis (American beaver)
Lineage: Eukaryota; Metazoa; Chordata; Mammalia; Rodentia; Castoridae
Gene: Lrtm2
Product: leucine rich repeats and transmembrane domains 2
Biological process (GO): positive regulation of synapse assembly; axonogenesis
Molecular function (GO): protein binding
Source: RefSeq, a predicted model, not a curated record
CCGCUCCGCUCCCCGCUCCCCUUCGCCUCUCCGGCUCCCUGCGUCCCUCCCUCUUCCCUCUCAGUUUGUUACCGACCCAGCAGCCCGGUCCCCUCCGCGCAGCGCCGCGGGCACUCCACCCCCCGCACGCCAGAUGGGGUCCCGGAUCGGAGCCCGCACGCCUGGCCGAAGGGUCUGGAUUUAGAGCCACCUGAUCUAAGGGCUCAGCAUCCAAGGCAAGAAGCAGCUGCUGUAGCUGGAACCCCUGAGCUGAUGAGUCUUAUUAUAGACUGGCUGGCUGAAGACAGAGCGUCAAGUUUCACCUCCAAGGCAACAGUGGGGGUGGAAGCAGGGGGCCUCCUGGUGGCUCACGCAGGACCAGUCAGGGGACUCUGUGAAGGGCCUGGCCUCUGGCUCCCAGGUGCCAUGGAUUGACAGGCAGUGCACACCAAGGGGCUUCUCUGUCCCCAGAGCUGCAGAGAGCCGUGGGGUUCACCAUGCCGGCACUGGGCAGUGUCCCUGAGCAGAGGGCCAGACUAGGCCUGCAGUGGCGGCAGGCCUCCUGGAUCACCUGCUGGAUUGCCCUGUACGCCGUGGAGGCCCUCCCCACCUGUCCCUUCUCCUGCACCUGUGAUGGCCGCAGCCUGGAGGUGGACUGCAGUGGCCUGGGCCUCACCUCUGUGCCCCCAGAUGUGCCUGCUGCCACCCGCAGUCUCUUGCUCUUGAACAAUAAACUGAGUGCCCUGCCAAGCUGGGCUUUUGCCAACCUGUCCAGCCUGCAGCGGCUGGACCUGUCCAACAACUUCCUGGACCAGCUACCCCGCUCCAUUUUCGAGGACCUGACCAAUCUGACUGAGCUGCAGCUGCGUAAUAACAGCAUCAGGACCCUGGACAGAGACCUGCUGCAGCAUGCCCCACUGCUCCGCCACCUGGACCUGUCCAUCAACGGCCUGGCCCAGCUGCCCCCGGGGCUGUUCGAUGGACUCCCUGCUCUGCGCUCCCUCUCACUCCGUUCUAACCGUUUGCAGAACCUGGACCGGCUGACAUUUGAGCCCCUGGCCAGCCUGCAGCUGCUGCAGGUGGGGGACAACCCCUGGGAGUGUGACUGCAACCUACGUGAAUUCAAACACUGGAUGGAGUGGUUCUCCUACCGAGGGGGGCGCCUGGACCAGCUUGCCUGCACCCUGCCAAAGGAGCUGCGGGGGAAGGACAUGCGUGCCGUCCCCAUGGAGAUGUUUAACUACUGCUCCCGGCUGGAGGACGAGAACAGUUCCACUGGGCUGGAUGCUCCUGGACCACCUUGCACCAAGGCCAUGCCAGAACCUGUGAAACCCAAGCCUGGGGCUGAGCCGGAGCCGGAGCCCAGUACGGCCUGUCCCCAGAAGCAGAGGUACCGGCCAGUGAGCGUACGGCGAGCCAUUGGCACAGUGAUCAUUGCAGGCGUCGUCUGUGGCAUCGUCUGCAUCAUGAUGGUGGUAGCUGCUGCCUACGGCUGCAUCUACGCAUCCCUCAUGGCCAAGUACCACCGGGAGCUUAAGAAGCGACAGCCCCUGAUGGGGGACCCUGAGGGCGAGCAUGAAGACCAGAAGCAGAUCUCUUCUGUGGCUUGAGAGCCGCCCCCCAGAAACCGGGCCCGGGGAGCGCACACUGGGGACUGGCCCUUCCCUCCACCUGGCCUCCACCUGACAGUGCCCACUGCCUCCCCAUUCCAUCUUCUCCCGGCUCUCUAGCAGAGUGGCCACACAGGACCAGCUCCAGGAACUUCAAAUCUCCCCAGAGGCCGCCACUGUGCUGACGGCUCCUCUCUGAAGUCUUUGGAACACCUGGGUGCUCUCCCUUGAAGACCUCUGGUCUCAAGGAAGAAAGGAUGUGAGUACAAGGGAAGCCUUCACUGAGCACUCCCCUUUCACUCUCUGGCCCUGGGGACCGUCCCAGUGGGGGUGACUCUCCUAUCAUUUGCUCAUCCCCGCCUGGUCUGCACUUAGGGCUUGGGAAGUGAGUGACC